Molecule: messenger RNA, 2176 nt
Organism: Galdieria sulphuraria
Lineage: Eukaryota; Rhodophyta; Bangiophyceae; Galdieriales; Galdieriaceae
Exons: 4
Coding region: 127-2094 (655 amino acids)
Source: RefSeq, a predicted model, not a curated record
AAUUGUAUUUUUUUAGAAACGUUACGAAAUGAUAAGAGUAUGAUGCAUAGAGAGUUCACUCUCAUUGGAGAUGGCGAAUGAUUGACCAGUUACCACUGUAGACGAAGUGGACUGAAGCUCUUUUCAAUGCAGCGUCUACUAAAAACGUGGAAUGAUCGAGGGCGUUAUUGUAGGAUAUGGCAACAUUUUUUUGUCGCACUUUUGUCAACAGGAACGACGGUGCCACCGUUGAAGACUACGACUUUGGAACCAACAGAACAUAUGUUUAAUCUACUUCACUACGGGAAAGUGAAAGUUUAUCCUUCGAGAGAAAGAGUCUUACAGCUACUUAACACGAUGAAGCAGGAAAAAAGCUGUGAGUCAGGGAAAGGAAAUAAAUCGUCUGGGCGGAUCCAUUUUCAACGAAUAUUUUUUGCUUCGGAGGAAGAAGCAGAGAACAAGCUAAAGCAGGCUGCAAUGAACGAGGUCACUCAUAGACAAAGAGGUGCUUUAACUGCACUCAUUCGUCCUAUUUUCUUCCAAGCUUAUGUUCAACUGGGAAGGCACAGUGCUUGGAAACUUGUGUCCGUAUUGGAAAAUGUAUGUUCCAAAGAAGAGACGGCAGAAGAGGCUAGAAUACGACAGCUUGCAAUAGAGCAGUGUAUAAAGGCUUUGUGGACUGAAAGCUGGAAACGAAAGGAUGUUGAAACUUUGACCUUUCUCUUAACUUUGAUCAAGGUAUUUAGUCAGAAGAAGCAACCCAUGCGUAUAGUCGAUUUAGAACGACUCAUUCAGUAUCAAUAUCAUAUCCAGAAAAGUUCUGUGGCAGAUAAUCUUAUCAAAGCGACAAAGAGUAGAGAACAAGUCAACCAAAUACGAGAAUUGUAUUGGAAGCUUGCUGAACAGUUUCCACAAUCUUCCAAGCUGCACAAUCUUUAUCUUUUGUUUUGUCACAAUGAGCUGUCCACUACACAAGCGAAAAAAGAAAUGCAUCUGGUGUUGAGCUGUGAUCAUUUCUCAUUUUCUUGUGAAACUUUUCGAGUUCUGCUUCCUUCAGUUUCUAAUAAGGACCAUUUCAUCCUCUAUUUAAAGGUUGCAAAUCAACGCAAGCUCUUUAGACGCCCUGUAUUUUCUAUUUGGGUGAUUAAGGCAAUGUUCCGUCUCUAUGACAUAUCCACAAACCAAGUAGAGCGUCUCAAAUGGCUGCAGUUGAUGCAAUUAUACUUGGAAUGUCAGUUGAACAAAGGUAUCAGUGUUCCCAAGGAAACUAUUGAGGAGGUUAUGAUUGAGUUGGCAAGACGUGGACAAGUAAAGGCGUCACUUCAUCUCUUUUGGUUUCUCAAGUCUUGCUGGAUGAGUGGCCCAGAUAGACGUGUGUUGAGGAUUUUGUUGCUAACUACGAGUCGAAAUUCUUUUCCAACAUGUCAACACCAAGUGAACGAGAUUUGGAAGUUGCUGAUGGGUAGAAGGGAAGCCAACACAAUAGUUGCUAAGGAUCAGAAGCUUUAUAUUUAUGCAUGUGGAAUGAGUAAACAAGUGGACAAAUUGUUGGCUUUGCGGCAUUCUAUUUUUGAUGAAAAGAUUGAACUUUAUAUGGCUUUGAUUCAUGCUUUGCUUUGGAACCACCUGAAAGAGGAGGCAUUGUUGCUUUUGCAACAACUGGAGACGCAGUUUCCUUAUUUCAAUGCGUCUUUGAUGGGAUGCUUUUUAUUACCUCCCCGAAGUAUUUUGUGGAUGUUGUCCAACGAUGAGGUUCGAACAUUACUUGAACGUUGUUAUUCGGUAGAUUUGUUUUUAGAGUUACUAGCAAAGCAUUCUCUCUUUAUCAAAGGAGAUCCCUUUUUUAGAAGAGAUAUUGUUCAGAUAUUGGUUCGUUUUUGGUAUUUGUUAGAUUCUGUGGGUGUGCAUGGAAUGGAAGAUUGCAGUUAUGAUUGGAUAUUUUCGGAACUGGAAUAUUUUCAGCGGCAUGAAUGUUAUUCACAUAGUGCAAGUGGAAAGGAAGAGAGUUACAAAGAAAGAAUAUUAGAUCAUAGCUUUGUAAAGUUACUGGUAGAAAAAGGGAUGGAUGAAUUGGCUGGUCGUUUAGAUAUGUUUGCUUGUAUAUGCAAGAUUUAGAAAGAUUGUUAUCUUUCCCUAGCUGGAGUCGACUAUUUAUCAUACUUUUUGAAUUCAUGGAAAUAAAAUCAACUUGAGAUAG